UGAAAUAAUGUAUGUGAUGAUCUUUUUACAUCGUGGUGUAGACUGUGGUUUAGUUAUGGGAUUGGCAUAUGCUUGGUCCCAUCGAGCAUGUGAAUCAGGGGAAGACACCUCGCAUCCUCCUGCCAGCUGUAUGUAAAUUCAAUGCGCUGCAUAGUGGAUCUGAGAUCUUGGAGCUGCAGAGUGUUAUAAGGGAGACGCUUUGGGGUAUGCGUGAGGCGAGUAUCGUUUCUGAACAGAGGAAUCUGGUGGCGCAGGAAGCGGACCUGGGCGAUUUGACAGAUGCAAUAGUGAAGGAAUUGGGAUUGAAGAGGAGGUUGAGUGAGGUUGGCGUGAGGAGGGAUAUUUUUGAGAGGCUUGCAGAGGCGAGCUUGAGGGAUCCAUUCUUGGAGACCAAUUGUGUGCCAAUAUCCAGGAAGGGUGAGGUGCUUGAGAGAGCUCGGGCGGUUGAGUUGGAUGAACAAAAAACUUUUAGUGCGAAUGAUAUUUGGAAAUGGAGUCUUGAAGCAGCAACGCAGUUCGUGAAUAGGUCUUUUCUUUGUCGUCCUCUAGGUUAG
Molecule: messenger RNA, 554 nt
Organism: Hyaloscypha bicolor E
Lineage: Eukaryota; Fungi; Ascomycota; Leotiomycetes; Helotiales; Hyaloscyphaceae
Exons: 1
Coding region: 69-554 (161 amino acids)
Molecular function (GO): metal ion binding; oxidoreductase activity
Source: RefSeq, a predicted model, not a curated record